Messenger RNA from Raphanus sativus (radish), 678 nucleotides. RefSeq lists its product as uncharacterized. The record is from RefSeq and is a predicted model, not a curated record. The transcript has a single exon. The coding region runs from base 1 to 678 and encodes 225 amino acids. Lineage: Eukaryota; Viridiplantae; Streptophyta; Magnoliopsida; Brassicales; Brassicaceae.
AUGUUCUGGAACUGGCUCCAACUAGGAAGAGGAAGGCGUCAUGAAGUCUCGUCGGACAAGCCGAAAUUGUCACGCUCAUCUUUCAAAGGCAUUCACAACCUUCUCUACGACGACGCUCCCUCGCAAGUCCUUCACAAGCAACAGACCCUCAGGAUCAACCGUUGCACCUCAAGAACUCCCCCUCUCUUCUCCACCGACGACGGAGGCGUGGUUCUCUACUACACCAGCUUCCGUAUCGUACGCAAAACAUUCGAGGAGUGCAGGGCCGUCCGAGCCAUCCUCCACAGGCUCCGCAUCCCUAUAGACGAGCGAGACUUGACGAUGGACUCGAGGUUUCAGGAGGAGUUGCACGACAUUUUCGGGGCAGAGAAGGUGGAGUUGCCUAAGGUUUUCAUCGGCGGGAGAUACAUAGGAGGGGCGGAGGAGAUCAAGACGUUGAAUGAGAUCGGCGAGCUGAGGAAGAUGGUCGGAGAGCUACCACCGUCGGAUGGAAGAUUCAGUGAGAACUGUGAGUUAUGCAGAGGAUGGAGGUUCGUUGUUUGCGGGAGAUGUAAUGGUAGCCACAAGAUCUUCUCGGAGGAAACUGGUUUUGUGAGUUGUAUGGUUUGCAGUGUGGAAGGUCUUGUUAGGUGUUCGUCUUGUUUUCCGAUACAUCGUAGACGCAACUCUGUUAUGUAA